UCUCAAAGAAGGAAGUGGCUGACUGACGGAGAGAGGAACUUUAGCAAUAACUAAUUUUCGCUAAGACACAAACAGAGGAACAAAGAAUGACUUAUUCAAACAACACUUGGAUUAUGAUGGCAUUGUAGAGUCCAGAGGAUUUGGUCCAGCAGGAGCAGAAUCAAGACAGAAGGAAAACAACUGGCAAUGGGUAGCAAAGAAAGGUAUCAUUGGCAGAGCCAAAAUGUCAGGCAAAGUGGAGUUGAUGACAUGGUGCUUCUUUCCAAAAUCACAGAGGAUGCCAUAGUGGAGAACCUCAAGAAAAGAUACAUGGAUGACUACAUUUUUACAUAUAUAGGUUCUGUAUUAAUCUCUGUUAAUCCAUUCAAGCAAAUGCCCUAUUUCACAGACCGGGAAGUGGAAUUGUAUCAAGGGGCUGCUCAGUACGAGAAUCCCCCACAUAUCUACGCAUUAACAGACAACAUGUAUCGCAAUAUGCUUAUUGAUGGAGAGAACCAGUGUGUCAUCAUCAGUGGUGAAAGUGGAGCAGGAAAAACUGUGGCUGCUAAGUACAUCAUGGGCUAUAUAUCCAAGGUGUCGGGAGGAGGCAGCAAAGUACAGCAUGUCAAAGACAUAAUCCUUCAGUCUAAUCCUCUUCUUGAAGCAUUUGGCAAUGCUAAGACUGUCAGAAACAACAACUCAAGUCGAUUUGGUAAAUACUUUGAGAUACAAUUCAGCCGUGGAGGAGAGCCAGAUGGAGGCAAAAUAUCAAAUUUUCUUCUGGAAAAGUCACGAGUUGUAAAUCAGAAUGAGAGUGAGCGCAGCUUUCAUGUCUUCUACCAGUUGAUAGAUGGAGCAUCUCAAGAACAGAAACAAAAUCUGGGCAUCUUGACUCCUGAUUACUAUUUCUAUUUAAACCAGUCUGAGACCUAUAAAGUGGAUGGGACGAAUGAUGAGAGUGAUUUCCUUGAGAUCUCUUCUAAUGCCAUGCAAGUCAUUGGUAUUUCAUGGGAAGAACAACAGCUGGUCCUACAGAUAACAGCCGGCAUCCUACAUCUGGGCAAUAUCUGCUUCCAAGAACAGGGAAACUAUGCUGUGAUAGACUGUACUGACCACUUGGCUUUUCCCGCCUACUUGCUUGGUAUAGACAAAGAGCGCCUCAAUGGAAAACUCACCAGCCGGAAGAUGGAUAGUAAAUGGGGAGGACGCUCAGAAUCUAUCACUGUUACCUUAAAUGUGGAGCAAGCCACUUAUACACGGGAUGCUCUGGCUAAAGCUUUGUAUUCAAGAGUCUUUGAUUUCCUGGUGGAGUCAAUUAACAAAGCCAUACAAAAACCCCAUGAAGAAUACAGCAUUGGAGUGUUGGAUAUAUAUGGGUUUGAAAUCUUCCAGAAAAAUGGCUUUGAACAAUUUUGUAUCAAUUUCGUAAAUGAAAAACUGCAGCAGAUCUUCAUUGAGCUAACUCUAAAGGCUGAGCAGGAAGAAUAUGUUGCAGAAGGCAUAAAAUGGUCCCCUAUUGAUUAUUUCAAUAACAAGGUGGUGUGUGACCUCAUUGAGAACAAGUUGAACCCUCCAGGUAUAAUGAGUGUUCUGGAUGAUGUGUGCGCCACUAUGCAUGCCACAGGCGGAGGUGCAGAUCAGACUCUGCUGCAGAAACUCCAGGCAGCUGUGGGCAACCACGAGCACUUCAACAACUGGAAUUCUGGCUUUGUUAUUCACCACUAUGCUGGCAAGGUCUCAUAUGAUGUUGAAGGAUUCUGUGAACGGAAUCGAGAUGUUCUUUUUAUAGACCUUAUUGAACUGAUGCAGAGCAGUGAGCAUCAAUUUAUACAGAGUCUUUUCCCAGAGAAACUGGAUUCAGACAAAAAAAGUAGGCCGACUACAGCAGGCUCAAAAAUCAAGAAACAAGCAAAUGACCUUGUGAAUACUCUGAUGAAGUGCACACCUCAUUACAUCCGUUGUAUUAAACCAAAUGAGACGAAAAGGUCUAAAGACUGGGAAGAGAGCAGAGUCAAACAUCAAGUGGAGUAUCUAGGCCUGAAGGAGAACAUCCGUGUACGUCGGGCUGGCUUUGCCUAUCGAAGGGUAUUCAACAAAUUCCUACAAAGAUAUGCCAUCCUCACACAGGAAACUUGGCCUAGAUGGAGAGGGGAUGAGCGGCAAGGGGUACAGCAUCUCUUGAGAUCAGUAAAUAUGGAUGCUGACCAGUACCAAAUGGGAAAAUCCAAGGUGUUUGUGAAGAAUCCAGAAUCGCUCUUCUUACUGGAGGAGACGAGAGACAGAAAAUUUGACACCUUUGCCAGGACAAUCCAGAAAGCUUGGAGAAGAUACAUUGCCAAGAGGAAGUAUGAGAAGAUGAGAGAAGAAGCUUCCAACAUUUUGUAUGGAUACAAGGAACGUCGCAGAAAUAGCAUUAAUCGCAAUUUUGUGGGGGACUAUUUGGGCAUGGAGGAUAAGCCAGAGCUCCGACAGUUCAUGGCUAAGCGGGAAAGGAUAGACUUUGCUGACUCUGUCAACAAAUUUGACAGACGGUUUAAGUCAAUAAAGAGGGAUCUUAUUCUUACUCCCAAAUACCUUUACUUAAUUGGACGUGAGAAGAUAAAGAAGGGGCCUGAGAAAGGUCAGAUCAAGGAGGUUCUGAAGAAGAAAUUGGAAAUCCAGAGUGUUAAAACUGUGUCUCUAAGCACCCGCCAGGAUGACUUCUUCAUCCUACAUGAAGCUGAUCAUGAUACCCUACUGGAGUCAGUGUUUAAGACAGAACUGAUUAGCCUGAUGGUCAAGCGGUAUGAGGAGACAACCAAGAGUAAACUAGCUCUGAACUUCGCUGACACACUACAGAUUAGAGUAAAGAAAGAAGGCUGGGGAGGAGGUGGCACUCGAAGCAUUUCAUUUCUCAGGGGACAAGGGGACAUUGCUCAACUGAAACCAGGAGGAAAAGCCCUACAAGUCAGUAUUGGGGAUGGACUGCCUAAAAACUCCAAACCUACCAGAAAAGAAAGAUAUGAUAACCGAGCACACAGACCUCCGCCUAAUCACCCUGCUCCUGCACAUCCAGGUGCUUGUAGAAAUGGGGCUGCUCAAUUCAAUGCAGGAAAAUCAAGGAACCCCACGUACUCCCAGGCCCAGCGACAGGUCAGAGCGCCACCUGCAGCUGCUGCUCUACCUCGGCAGUCUGCUCCUAGGAAAAACCGUGCACCGUCUGAUCACAGUAUGGAAUUCCUCAAUGUACCCGACCAGGGAGUAGCUGGGGUACAGAGGAAAAAAAGUGUAGUGAACAGACCACCGCCUGGAGUGGGGCGUCCCAAACCUCAGAUACGGCCUGCUGGCCCCCGCUGUAGAGCCAUUUACCAGUACGUAGGACAAGAUGUAGAUGAGCUCAGCUUUAAUGUUAAUGAUGUGAUUGAUAUUCUGUUAGAAGAUUCCUCUGGCUGGUGGAAAGGAAGACUUCACGGAAAGGAAGGAUUGUUCCCUGGAAAUUACGUUCAGAAAAUAUGAUGGCACAAAAUACUUUCCAAUUCCCACAAUACCCACAGAGAUUAAGAAAAUGUCUAGAGACAAAUUUAAACUGUUGUAUAAAAGCUUUUGAAAAAUAUAAACAUUAUUUGUUUACAA
Messenger RNA from Pseudophryne corroboree (corroboree frog), 3591 nucleotides. RefSeq names its product myosin IF (gene MYO1F). Gene Ontology annotation, molecular function: ATP binding; microfilament motor activity; actin filament binding. The record is from RefSeq and is a predicted model, not a curated record. The transcript is spliced from 28 exons. NCBI's taxonomy places the organism in Eukaryota, Metazoa, Chordata, Amphibia, Anura, Myobatrachidae. Gene Ontology annotation, cellular component: myosin complex; cytoplasm; actin cytoskeleton. Gene Ontology annotation, biological process: actin filament organization; vesicle transport along actin filament. Bases 187 to 3474 code for a protein of 1095 amino acids.